AUGCUUCCGGUGCUGCUUGUGUUGCAGGCAACUACGCUCCCUGCUGGACGGACGCUCCUCGCACCUACCAGGUGCUUGGCAAAUGGCCAGAAACUCUGUGGAAGCAGCGCAAACUUAGCUCCGAGAAGUACGAGGAGUACCUUUUCCUCACACGUGACGGGGUUCUGGCGCGGAAGCGAAACGGAUGCUGUGAGGGACCAUGAGGCCGCCCUUGCUGAUGCCGCCCUCAUCGAGGCCACGACGAGAAGGCUAAGGUCGAACCCCCCAGUGUACCAGCCUUUCCCACAGGUGCCCGCUGCUCAGGCAUGGCUCGCGUACCCGGUGCUCAUCGUGCAAGGGCCAUCCCAGACAGGGAAAACGGAGUGGGUGAAGUCCUUGUUCAAGGAGCCGCUGGAGCUUAAAGUGGGUUGUCUGGACGUGUUCCCGGAGGGAAUGCGUGCCUUUGACCGGAAGAGGCACGUCGUGUUGCUGCGGGAUGUUCAAGGCAGCACGUGGGAGGCCAUACGUUCCCAGGUGCGCAACCUGCGCGGGGAGCAUCCCAGCAUCUCGCUCCUGAAGCGUGUCUACAAGGACUUCGACGAGGCAAAGGGUCAAAGGCAGUACAACUACAAGAACUGUGGUCGCCGACCCGUGAAAGCCACCAAAGCUGUGCAGAAGUUUCUUGUGCAGCGACUGCUUGCCCUGCGGCUCCAAUGUGUGUGCACCUCCAGCACCUUGCAGCGUGAGCUGCUUGCCAAGAAGGGUGUACAGCUGGACGAGUCUGCCAUCCGAAAGGCCUUGCGACGGCAAGGGUGUUACUGGCUUCCAAAAGCUCAGAAGCGGAAGUACAGUGCAGAGCGCCGGCAGGAGCGGCUCCGAUUUGCACAGGGGGUGGUGCAGCUUGGUCGGCGUCGUCUUCGCGAGAAGCUCUCCUUCUCGAUGGACGGGGUCCUGCUGUCACUCCCUCCACGCGAUCCCAUUGACCGCCGGAACUACUGUGCUCAUGGAGAUGGCUUUAUGUGGCGACAGCGUGGCGAAGCUGGAAUGGAACGCCUUGCUGGACAGAAACCAUACCCGUCCCAGUUCCCGCAGAAUCGGGCAGUGCCGCUCUGGGGCGGGCUCUCAGAGGGGGGGGUUCCGCACAGUGGCUUUCACAAGAGCCGCAAGUUUACUGCAGCGGAGUGGUGCAGCGUGGUUCGGCGUGGCCGGCUGAAAGCGGCCAUCCAGGCGCUUCAACCCGUGAAGCCCGACGGGUCGCAUCGAUCAGGCGACGGGAAUUCCACUGUGGACGGCGGCCGCAAGUCGAUUUACCUCAUUGACGGAAGUCGACUGACAACAUCAGCUACAACGAUGGCCGCCAGCGCCGAGGCAGCAGCGCCACUGGUUACCAUGGCCUUCGGCGAACUCGGGCUUUCCGCUGGCUUGUGUGACAACGAGUCCUUUUUGCACACGGUCAGCAGUAAGCGCACCAUGGCUGCCGAAGGCAUCACGGUGUGGCCUGUUCCGGCCUCCUCGCCGGAUCUCAACCCGGUCGAGAGGUUCUGGGCAUGGUUGCGGAAACGCAUCCACCAUCUGGAUCGGGAAGACCUCCGACAGAAGCGUCCGCCCAUCGGCAUGCUCGCUUUCAAAGCGCGUGUCCGAGCGAUUCUGUCCUCGCGACGUGCCCAGAGUGUAGCUGCCCGCAUAGCGGGCGGCUUGAAGAAGACAUGCAAGGAGGUCAUUGCCAAAAAGGGCGGAAUGGCAAGAUCCUAG
Symbiodinium sp. CCMP2592 is the source of this 1731-nucleotide messenger RNA. The record is from the annotation of a GenBank genome assembly. Lineage: Eukaryota; Dinophyceae; Suessiales; Symbiodiniaceae.